Mytilus californianus (California mussel) is the source of this 863-nucleotide messenger RNA. Its product is annotated as complement C1q-like protein 3. The record is from RefSeq and is a predicted model, not a curated record. Gene Ontology annotation, molecular function: protein binding. The transcript is spliced from 3 exons. Lineage: Eukaryota; Metazoa; Mollusca; Bivalvia; Mytilida; Mytilidae. The coding region runs from base 67 to 609 and encodes 180 amino acids.
GUUUACAGCUUCAAUAGUUUACAUAAAAUUUUGUUUUCUUUCUUCAAUUGGUCGCAUACGGUCGCAAUGAAUUUUUUACAAUGUAUAGUAUUUGUCACACUAAUUUUUGCCUGUGUAAAUUUUCCUGUGAUUUGCGGAAAGAUGAUAUCGAUUCAAGAGGAUGUUCUUCGUGCAUUAUUGGUGAUGAAUAGGUCAUGUGAUACUGGAGCCAGUAGUUCUCAUUACGCGUUCUAUGCGUAUUUGUCACAUGACUUACCAGAGCCUGGAGGAAAUCAUCAUUUUGUUUACGACACUAUCAUGACAAACAUUGGACAUGCAUACAGCAGCAUAACUGGGACAUUUACAGUCCCUCGUAAUGGAAUCUACUCCUUUACCUGGUCCACCCGAGUCGCGUGUUCCAAGGCACAUACAACACAGCUUGUUGUCAAUACGAGAGUACUUGGGAGUACUUACAUCUGGUGUGGUUAUAAUACAGUGACUGGUCAUGUCGUAACUCACGCUUCACAAGGCGAUGCUGUGUAUGUACGAACUCACUCUUCGCCAGGUCAAGGUGCGAUAAAGAGUAGUGACGCAGGCAGAUCUGCAUUUUCAGGAUUUUUAAUUGCUUGAUUUUAACAUUAAAAUCCGAUUACACGGAAUUAACAAUCUUUACAUAUUAGCACAAUAUAUCAUCAGGUCUAAAAAUUUAUAUUUGUUUGUUAAUCAUAAUACAAUGAUAGCCUGCUCACUCACAUGCCAUUGGGGCAUGGAUCCCCUUUUAGAGUCUCGCUUGCUUUACUUAUCAUGAUUGAAUUUAUGUUGAAAGUGUGUAAUUAUAUGAAGGUUUUACUAUAUUUUUCAAAUAAAAUAAGCAUUAUCAAUGA